AUGGAAUAUUGCGACAGCAACUCGAAGCUUAUCGACCGGUUCUUGGACGUAUUCCCCCAAUCGGCAGAUGGCAUUCGAGCCUUUGUUCGUCGAUACGAGGAUGUCGAGCACGUUCCGACUCAGAUGCUUUGGGAGAGCAUGACACAGGUACUCGAUACAGGAUCUACUAUUUGCGCGCCAUGCCCCGAAGUCGAGUACAUGGACACUUCAGAGCGCGAAGCACGAGGUCCGACCCCGUUCUUCUUGGACUUGGAUGCGCCCGCUGAGACGCCUGAGCCUUCCGAUGUACCACUGGAGGAUACGCUCCUUCCUCCGUUCAGUAUGUUGGGGUAUCCUGUGACGCUACCACCGGUGGCAUACACAACACAACCUGUUCAUCCCAGGCCGACACCGUCCCGUGCCGCCGUAGGACCCAUCACCAGCCAGGUGAGGCGCCCGCGACAGCGUCAUGUGCUCUUGGACCCAACUAGGCGGGAUGCCAUCGGCGUCAGGAAGUCGGCGAACACCCCUGCGCGCCCGGUCACCGUCACCUCUCCUCUUGGCCGCACCCGUCCCACCUUCAGAAACGCUAUACCCGACAUGUAUCAAGACUGGAUCGCGCGCACGGCGACCUACACUCUCCCUCUUGCCCUCCAAACACCGACUCCAUCUGGCACUCGCGACGAGAUCCGCCAAGCGCUCGGUAGAGACUUGAUUCACCGACGCUAUACCAUCCUGCGCACAGACGUUUUGAGAGAUCUUAAAGGAGUCUGUACGGACAUCCUCAUCGUUAACUCGAAGAGUACACCCAUUCCGACGAGUGAGCCUGGGGUGCCGGUGUUCAUAUUGGACCAUGUUGGGCCCUUCGAGAGGACGGGAUGGGAGAGUGUUGUGCAGGUUCUGUGCUGCGUGCAGAAGGACGGGCAGGAGGAUGUCUAUAGCUAUAUAGGGCGCUAUACCUAUAAGCCGAAUGCGGAGACGCGGUUGAGUGGCAGCGAGUGGGUGGGCCUACCAAACGACAUGAAGAAUCACAUCUGCCGCCGGAUCGAAUACGCGAGGGAUGACCACGCAAGCAAGCUCUGCGCCCGCGUCUAUCUGCGGGGUAAACGCGAGGUAGUGGACCCACCGGCGGUGCGCAGUCUGCUACGACACGACCGGUGUCGAGAGGACCGGUUAGAGCACUAUCAGAAGCCGAAGACUGCGUCGUUGCAUGGAGAUCUAAAUCGUGCCUUCGAGUCUGAUACGGAGAAGUUGUAUCUGUACCCAUUGCAGUGCGAAGCGUAUGACGGAGCUUUCGCACAGGUGUUGCAUCAACGUCUGAAGGAGGCCAUUGCGCUGAUGCGAGAAGAAUCGACGUAG
Molecule: messenger RNA, 1338 nt
Organism: Peniophora sp. CBMAI 1063
Lineage: Eukaryota; Fungi; Basidiomycota; Agaricomycetes; Russulales; Peniophoraceae
Source: the annotation of a GenBank genome assembly